Molecule: messenger RNA, 1182 nt
Organism: Rangifer tarandus platyrhynchus (Svalbard reindeer)
Lineage: Eukaryota; Metazoa; Chordata; Mammalia; Artiodactyla; Cervidae
Source: the annotation of a GenBank genome assembly
AUGGCGUGGCGGCGGCGGCCCGAGGCCCGGGGCGCGCUGGCGCUGCUUGCGCUGGCCCUGUGCGCUCCUGGGGCCCGGGGCCGGGCUCACGAGUGGUUCUCGGCUGUGGUGAGCACCGAGUACGUGGACCCGCAGACCAACCGGAGCGUGAGGAGCGUCUCGGAGAGCGGCCGCUUCGGCGACAGCUCGCCCAAGGAGGGCGCGCGGGGCCUGGUGGGCGUCCCGCGCGCGGAGGACCGCGACCCCGAGGGCUGCGAGGCCGGCACUCGCUUCCUCGUGCCCGGCGGCCGGGGCACCGCUCCCUGGGUCGCGCUGGUGGCGCGCGGGGGCUGCACCUUCAAGGAGAAGGUGUUGGCGGCGGCGCGGAGGAACGCCUCGGCGGUGGUCCUGUACAACGAGGAGCGCCAGGGCAACCUCACCGCACCCAUGUCCCACGCUGGAACAGGAAACAUAGUGGUCAUUAUGGUUAGCUACCCAAAAGGAAGAGAAAUUGUGGAACUUGUGCAGAAGGACAUUCCAGUCACUGUCACCAUCGGGGUGGGCACCCGGCACGUCCAGGAGUACAUCAGCGGUCAGUCCGUGGUCUUUGUAGCCAUUGCCUUCAUCACCAUGAUGAUUAUCUCAUUGGCCUGGCUAAUAUUUUACUACAUACAGCGCUUCCUAUACACCGGCUCACAGUUCAGAAGUCAGAGCCAUAGAAAAGAAACAAAGAAAGUUAUUGGGCAGCUUCCUCUUCAUACUGUAAAGCAUGGAGAAAAGGGGAUUGAUGUCGAUGCUGAAAGUUGUGCAGUGUGUAUUGAAAAUUUUAAAGGAAGGGACGUUAUCAGAAUUCUGCCAUGCAAGCAUAUUUUUCAUAGAAUAUGCAUUGACCCAUGGCUUUUGGAUCACCGCACGUGUCCAAUGUGUAAACUUGAUGUCAUCAAAGCCCUGGGAUAUUGGGGCGAGCUUGAGGACGCACAGGAGGCGACUGCCCCAGAAUCCCUCCCUGGGGGCGUCUCGGCUGCAGAUCUGAGUCUCAUGGUAGCAGACGGCGAGAGAAGGGACACCGGCAGCUCCGAGUUGCCCUCCACCAGUGACCCUGUGCCACCCUGUGACGCCAGCUUUAAAGAGGAUGCAGGUGAAAGCACAGCCUUGCUGGAGACAGGCGGGAGCGACGCUCAGCGUGACGGACCCACCUGCUAG